Molecule: messenger RNA, 999 nt
Organism: Ipomoea triloba (trilobed morning glory)
Lineage: Eukaryota; Viridiplantae; Streptophyta; Magnoliopsida; Solanales; Convolvulaceae
Exons: 1
Coding region: 1-999 (332 amino acids)
Source: RefSeq, a predicted model, not a curated record
AUGGAUAUCAGUGCUAUUGAAGAUAGAUGUGCAGAUCUCACGAUAGAUAAGGAAGAAGUGGGAGGUCUUGAGGCUCCUGAUGUGCAUGGCCCUUCUGAACAACCUUCUCAUUGGGAGGUGGUUGGCCGCUUCCUUACUGACCGUUUAAUCAAGUUUGAGCAUAUGCAGCAAGUUCUUGCAUCGGUUUGGCAGCCAAUUAUGGGUAUGCGAGUCCUAUCUCUUGAAGACAACCUGUUUCUAUUCCAAUUCCCUCAUUACAAGGAUGUGCAACGAGUUUUCGAUGACGGACCUUGGUCGUAUGAAAACAAUCUUCUGGUGUGUAAGCAGGUUGCGAUCGGCUUUCGACCGGAGGAUGUGGUGUUAGACUCGGUCGACUUUUGGAUCCAGAUUGAUGGUUUGCCGUCUGUUUAUGCAACAAGCGAUUUUAUACAGCAAAUCAGGAACUAUGUUGGUUCUUUCUUGUCUGUUGAUCCGAAUAACUUUGGUUCAGGUCGCCGAAGCUAUUAUCGUAUUAGGGUUCGAAUAAAUGUUUUAACCCCUUUGAAACGUAGGAUGAAGUUGAAUCGCAGAGAUGGAACUUCUCAAUGGGUAACCUUUAAGUAUGAAAGGUUAAGUAUCUUCUGCUUCUGCUGUGGUUUACUUGGUCACUCCGACAAGUUUUGUAGGAUGGUGUAUGAAAAGGGUAUUAGCCCCGAUAACUUCCCGUAUGGAGCAUGGCUGCGUGCGGGUUCUAGACGUCAGGUGCAACCUGUGGGCGCAAAGUGGUUACUUGCUGAGCUUCCUUCAAAACCAAAUGUCACACCAUCAUCUGAUAUUCUUGUUAGCCCGCUGGAAUUAGUAGAGAGAGUGGAAAGCAGUGGUCUGCAAGGCGAUCUAAAGCGCCGUAGGGAUGACACGAUUGAAAGUAGUGACACGCACGGAAAGGAUAUUGUAAUGUCAGAUGGUCCAAAAAACUUGCAGUUGGCGGGUCUGGAGAGCCAAUCCCGCCCUUCCCAAUGA